AUGUCUCAGUUCAGCUUGGUGUCCUCUUCUCGUCUUUCAUCACCAUCAUCAUCAUCAUCCGACACUUCCUUGGAAUCAUCAGCACCAACAUUUGAAAAUUAUAAUUUCCAAAUUUACAGAGGAAAGAAGGAGGAACAUGAUAAAACCCAAUCAUUGAAAUCAUCUUCUCAAGAUUUUUUGGAACGUGUUCGUUCUAAUUACAGCCUUUCUCAGAGAGAGCUUGCCAUCACACUUGAUGAAAGUGAUCCAUUGAAGCACAUGAGAAAUGAAUUUAAUUAUCCCGAUAUGAUUCCAAGUGAGUACAUUCAAGAUGGUACCCACUGUGAGAACGGUCAUGACGAUUCAGAGUGCGUGAAAAAACGAGUCCUGUAUUUUUGUGGAAAUUCACUCGGAUUACAACCAAAAUUGUUGGCUCAUAACAUUGAAAAAGAACUCACCAAAUGGUCUCAUAUUGGUGUGGAAGGACAUUUCAGUUCUGCUUUUGGUACCAACAAAUGGUUCCAAGUGGAAGAAUCUGUCAAGAAUGCAAUGGCUAAAAUCGUUGGAGCGAAACCUAUUGAAGUGACAGUCAUGAACAGCUUGACUGCAAAUUUACAAGUUUUGCUCAUGGCUUUUUACAGACCUACUAAACAAAAAUACAAAAUUCUCAUUGAACAAUUUCCAUUUCCAAGUGAUAUGCAUGCUGUAACUUCUCACAUUAAAUGUAGAGUUGGAGAGUUGAGAGCAAUAUUUGGAAAUGAAAAUUUAACAAGUGAUGAAAUUGUGGAGAGAUGUAUUGUUCAAAUUGGACCACGUGAAGGUGAAGAAACACUUAGAACUGAAGAUAUUGUGAAUUGUUUGAAGAGUGACUCUAAUAUUUGUGUGUCAUUAAUUGGUGGUGUUCAAUUCAUGACUGGACAAUGCUUUGAUAUGAAGACAAUUGCCAAGACAUGUCAAGAGUAUGGAAUUAUGUGUGGUUUUGAUUUAGCACAUGCUGUUGGAAAUAUUGAUUUGAAAUUACACGAAUGGGGAUGUGAUUUUGCGUGUUGGUGUUCUUACAAGUAUCUCAACAGUGGUCCAGGUGGAAUUAGUGGAAUAUUUGUUCAUGAAAAGCAUGCUUAUGAGAAUAUGGAUGAACGUCCUCGUUUCAUGGGAUGGUGGUCUAGAGAUGCACAAACAAGAUUUUCCCUUUCCUCCAAGUUCAAUCCUCAACCAGGAGCAGCUGGUUUCCAAAUGUCAAAUCCAUGUAUUUUGAGCAUGACAGCAAUUUUAUCAAGUCUUAAAGUUUUUGAAAUGGUCGAAGAAAAUGGAGAAAUUAUGAGUGUUCUAAGAAGGAAAUCUGUCUUGCUCACGACCUAUCUAGAAUUGUUGUUGAGACAAGAGUUGGGAGACAAAAUUCACAUCAUAACACCCAGUGAUUCAAACAUGAGAGGUUGUCAACUCUCCAUCAGAGUGAUUGGUAAAAACUUGCAUCAAGUGGAUACUGCUUUGAAGAAGAGAGGAAUCAUUAUUGAUACAAGAGAACCUGAUAUUAUCCGAGUUUCACCUGUUCCACUUUACAAUCAAUUUAUUGAGGUGUUUGACUUUGUGAGUUAUUUAAAGGAAAUUUUGAAUGAACUUGAAUAA
Naegleria fowleri is the source of this 1605-nucleotide messenger RNA. RefSeq lists its product as uncharacterized. Gene Ontology annotation, molecular function: pyridoxal phosphate binding; kynureninase activity. The transcript has 2 exons. The coding region runs from base 1 to 1605 and encodes 534 amino acids. Lineage: Eukaryota; Heterolobosea; Eutetramitea; Acrasida; Naegleriidae. Gene Ontology annotation, cellular component: cytoplasm. The record is from RefSeq and is a predicted model, not a curated record. Gene Ontology annotation, biological process: NAD+ biosynthetic process.